This is a messenger RNA of Gongylonema pulchrum, 540 nucleotides long. The record is from the annotation of a GenBank genome assembly. NCBI's taxonomy places the organism in Eukaryota, Metazoa, Nematoda, Chromadorea, Rhabditida, Gongylonematidae.
AUGGAAUUCAAGUGCAUUGAUGAACUGGCGAAUAACGACUACCGUAGGAACGAUUAUCAUUUCAACGAAACUUGCCUAAUCACCAUUUCAACAGCUGUUGUAUCUGGAGCAGGUGUGGAAUGUGGCAAUUCGGGAACGGGGCUUGUCACGCUGAAAACAGUAACUGUCAACUUAGUAGCUGGGUCGGUCGAAUCGGAAGCAGAACUAGUCAAUUUUGAAGCGGGGCCAGUUAAGUUGGAAAUGGGCACUGGAUCUGUAACUGGCUCAUCCGCUGCGCUUCUUUUCUUUCUGGGGUACGCAGCUCCCGUAUUGAACGGUGAAAUCUGUCCACCUUGCGGAACUCCUUGCGAAAAUAACGCGGGUUGCGGUACAAUAACACCGGGUUGUGUGUAUACAGGUUGGCCACCAGCGCUGACCCCUACAGGUGCCGCUGCUUGUGCUGGUGGUGUGUUGCUUGGACCACACGCAGUGCUAAUUUUAGCAGCUACUGCGAGAAAAACAACAGUACUAAGCAUUCUUCCAGUCCCACUUUUCACCUGA